AAUAAAUUUUCUUUGUGUAGAUAAUCCCUAUGUACACACAGUCACGUAUCAAAUGACGAAUUUGCAUUCCAGUACAUCUGAUCGACCGAUCGUCUGCGCUAUGAAGUUUACAGCUGAUUGACCGAUCGUCUGAGUUAUGAAUUUUUUUUAGAGGAGGGUAUUCUUUAUAAAUGUGGAUGCAUAUGCUUUAUUGAGAAAGUAGAUAACCCAAACUGGAAGGUUUGAAUGCAUUGAAGAAAGAACAAAAUGAAAGUUCUUCGGAGAUUUGAAAAAUGGAUGACGAGAAUAAAGAAAGGAGUAAAGGCCCCAGCGGUAGCACACAUCGACAGUGUUUUCGAUGAACCUCAAUACAUUUGUCCAGUGGAUUCAAGGCGGUACAUCAAACAACAAGACACGUCUGGGUCUGGUACGCCUUCGAAACACAAAGUCGUAGAGAGUACAUUAGCAUCGGAUUCCGUUCUAGAAUUGAACCAGGACGUCGAGAAACUUGACUCCACAAGUUUAAAAGAACUAAGUGUUUCCGACUUCGUUGCUAAUGAUGAGAUACUAGAUGUAUCCUACAAGUCUGAAAUAAGCAUGGAGUCUAACAGAAACUCAGAACUUCCUAACUCCUGUUUCAGCUCUCUAAUGGAAAGUUUAGAACUAUCCUUCGUUGAUUAUUCUGUAGAAUAUGAAUCUACAACAUCUUACAACAGUAUUGUGGAUAUGGCAUCAAUUGACAAGAAUGUGUUUAUCGAUAUUUCAAAGUCAAAAGCGAUAUAUGAUUGUCCUUCGAGUCCGCGAAAUGAGCAGACGUUCAGGACUUUACCUCCACAACCAACUGUGUGUAUUAAACUUGCAGAGAAACGUUUAAAUUUCAACUAUCCAAAACAUAGUCGGACUGUAUUUCAAGAAAACAGUUCCGUUAAAUCAUCUAUUUAUGGCGAUAGAAAUGUUCUUGAAUUCCAUGCAUCGAAAACAGGGGUUGUGGACAAAUACGAAACCCUAGAGGGGGUUGAUCGUGAGCGACCAAAGGAAGUAGAAAGUCCAAGUUUUAUGAAGCUGGAACGUGGUCCAAUUGUUACUUGUGAACCUCUUUGUGUUGUAAAUGAUAAGGAAAUAAAUCCUCCAAAGACAAAUGUUCUCGUGAAAAUUGAUAAAGAAGCAUCGAAAAGGGAAAGACGACAUCGUAUCGGGGAAAGUUGCAUGACGGUAAUGAUGGGGUCUAUCCUAUAUUAUUAUCCAGCAUCCUCUGAAAAAAUUCCAAGAAUUCCUAAUUCAAAACAUCAUUUUCCCAUUCAUUUUAAAUUGAAUGAUGGUCUUCAUAAGGUGACACAAGCAGAAGUCAGUGACAGAAAAGUGUAUGGCUGCAGUAGUGGAAACGUAAGCAAGACAGUUCCCUAUUCAGUAACUUCAGGGGAAAUGGAAAAAAUGCUGAAAGGGUUUCUUUUAAAGUUUGAGAAAAUAUCCCCAUUCAGAAAUGGACAAACAGAAGCAAUUGAAAGAAAGAAAGAUUUAUUUUCAUUAUCCUCCAAUUUUAUGGGUACUUUAACAUCAAACCCAACACUAGGAAUGUUUUCAAAAAAAUCACGUCAGCUGGUUCGCCAAAUAUUGUUUUACAGCAACCAAGUCCCUUCAGUGCAUGACGCAUUUUGCACAUAUCCCUUACAAACAAGCAUUAGGCAAAAUGAUUCUGGAUUUACUUUAGAGGACACUAUGCGUUUUGAAUGGCAGAGGCUGAGAAGUUUUCAUUCAUACCCAACAACUGCUAUCGGGGCCUCUAUUCUUCGUCUUGCCCAAGAUGGAUUCUAUUUCACGGGAAAUGGCCGUGACACACGAUGUUUCUUUUGUCACUGCGUCUACAGCGAUUGGAGUCAUGAUUCUGAUCUACGUAGUACACAUCUCCGAUUGUCUCCGGACUGUCCCAUCGCCAACAGACGAGAGUCUAGUAACAUCCCCAUAAAUCCGAGCCGAAGGAGAGAACAUCAUCAACAACACAUCAAUGCAUUUCACGGGAUAGAUCGUUUUGAUGAAAAUAUCGCAGAAGACAGUGGAGAGUCACUUCCAGUUGCACGUCACAUGGAAGAGUCAUUAGCAUCAGAUCACUCGACAAACACGUCGUUCCUCGUAAGCCAUGAAACGUCCUUAUCACAAAAUACAACGGCAAACCAUGAAGUCAAUCCGAUCAUUUCCGAGUUAUCUCAAAUCCAAAUACCAAGGGUAAAUUUUCCUAAUUACAGGCGAAGGGCUGACUCUGAGAUAGUUUCAGCAACAGAAGUAUCCAUGUUUAACGAAGAAAUCCCACAACGGAUAACUCCUAACGAGCUCCGAAAUUCCAGAUCCGAACAAUCCUCUAUUGAUGUCUCAACACACAGACAAACAGAGGAUCCCCCGACACGGUCAGCACACAGACAAAUACAAGACUCCCAGACACGCUCAACACAGAGACAAACACAGGACUCCCCAACACGGUCAGCACACAGAGAAACACAGAACCCCCCGACACGCUCAACACACAGAGAAACGCAGGAUCCCCCGACACGCCCAACACACAGAGAAACACAGAACCCCCCGACACGCUCAACACACAGAGAAACGCAAGACUCCCCGACACGGUCAGCACACAGAGAAACGCAUGAUCCCCCGACACGGUCAACACACAGAGAAACGCAAGACUCCCCGACACGGUCAGCACACAGAGAAACGCAUGAUCCCCCGACACGGUCAACACACAGAGAAACGCAAGACUCCCCGACACGGUCAGCACACAGAGAAACGCAUGAUCCCCCGACACGCUCUGCACAGAGCGUGUUAACGUAUAAACAAAAACUUUCCUCUCAAUUAGACCCGUUGGGAAUAGUUUGGGAAAAACCAAAGUUCCCUGCAUAUGCUAUUUUGACCACGAGGGCAUCGUCAUAUGAAGGAUGGCCAGCAGACAGGACGCAGACACCGAUAGAAAUGGCCAAAGCUGGGUUCUUUUAUGUAGGACACAAUGACUAUGUACGGUGCUUCUUCUGUGGUGGCGGACUGAAAAACUGGGAGAGGGCUGACAUCCCUUGGGAGGAGCACGCGAGGUGGUUCCCACGCUGUGCCUUUGUAAGGAACGUUCAAGGAGAGGAGUAUGUUUCUAUAAUACAGCGCAAAACUCAACCGGAUGAUUUUGUUCCAGUCUGUGGACCAACAGGACAACGUAGUUUCUCAUUUCCAGGGCAGGGUCUAGAGAAACAAGUGAUAGUCGAUCUUCUGAAGGAGGAGGGGUACCCGCAGCAGAGAAUUCAAUCUGCCAUUAGUAUGUGGGAACACCGCCGAGAUUUGGUUGGGUACAAGCUACCGAUGAAGGCCGAGGACUUGAUAGAGAUAAUGGAGGAAGAUAAUGAGGAUCAUCAGAAUAGGUCUACUCCUUCAUCACAAAGUUCCACAGAGGUUCAGAUACUACAGACAGAGUUGUCUUCCCUGACAUCCACUCUGCUGUGUAAAGUGUGUUUCACACAGGAAGUGGGAAUCGCCUUCCUGCCGUGCGGCCAUCUCAUCUGCUGUAGAGAAUGCGGACCAGCAGUCCGAAAAUGCCUCCUCUGUGAUGUCAUAAUCAAGGGGACAAUCAAGACCUACUUUUCCUAGCUAUUCAGACAUAUAAACUGGUAUCCUUCAUUACCCGUGGAACACAGCUAAAAACUGGUUCUCCUCGUGUCCUACGCUGUUUGUUUUCUUUUCCAUCUUAUUUACAAAUGCAGAUUUUCUUGUGUUCUAAAAUCUAACAGAAACAUUUCUUAAUAAAAGAUACUUUUUACUAAA
This is a messenger RNA of Ostrea edulis (European flat oyster), 3771 nucleotides long. RefSeq lists its product as uncharacterized. NCBI's taxonomy places the organism in Eukaryota, Metazoa, Mollusca, Bivalvia, Ostreida, Ostreidae. Gene Ontology annotation, molecular function: cysteine-type endopeptidase inhibitor activity involved in apoptotic process; ubiquitin protein ligase activity. The transcript has 7 exons. The record is from RefSeq and is a predicted model, not a curated record. Gene Ontology annotation, biological process: negative regulation of apoptotic process; regulation of cell cycle; positive regulation of protein ubiquitination. Gene Ontology annotation, cellular component: spindle microtubule; cytoplasm; nucleus. Bases 247 to 3597 code for a protein of 1116 amino acids.